AUUCGUUAGAUCUAGAUGUUAAAGCGGGUGAUGAAUACUAAAACGUUAGGAAAUUUAUACAUCGUAUACAAAAUAAUAUUACAACGCGACAAGAUAUUCGUUAUUUUGAGUUAUCCAGGAGGAUUUCGUGUUACUUAGUAUUUUGAACUGAACAGAUAAAGACGCCGCGAGAUUUUCACCAAUGGCGGGAACGGUAACGAAGAAGCAAGCUGAGGGCUACUGGAAGAAGUAUAACAAGGAUGGCAACGAUGUGCUUACAGUGGAGGAGGUGAAGCAAUGCCUCCAGGAGGUCUACGACACCGUCGAUGACUUCGAUGUUAAUGUAAGAACGUUUCCGCAAAAAGAGAAGUUCGCUUUCUUUGGCCAGAAGGAAGCGAAAGCGUUGACAAAGGAGGAGUUUUUGGCAGGGAUGCUGCGCACAGACAAGUGUACAUCACUGGAACAACAGUUUAAAGCCAUGGACAAAGACGGUAGCGGAAGUCUCAGCAAGGAGGAACUGGAGUCAGGCCUGACAGGUCAAGGUUUCGACCGUGAACAAGCAAAGGUCAUCCUAGAGGAGCUAGAAUUUGACAGCGACGGGAAAUACAACAUCAAAGAAUUCUUGGAGACUGUGGCAUUCAGUGAAAUGUUUACAAAAACAUACAAGUGCUAACAGAUAUGAGUGAAUAUGUUAUAUGUAUUUUUGUGCUAAAUUAUAUUAUUUUAUACAUGAGAGCAUUGUAAAGUGACUUUGGCAAUUACAACAACAGAUUGUUGGUUGAAGUAACAUUUCUAUUCAAAAUCAACGAAAAUUUCGUACAAUUGUUCGUAAAAUAAACUUAACCAAUUAAAAAUCAGUGUUCCUUAUGGCAAUUGCCAAAUUCAACGUCAGAUGUGGUCUGGUAAAAUAGAUGUUUGUAGAUACAAAAUGCUCGUUUUUAUUAUUGUUUUGCAUAUCUAUUCAUACGACACAUGAACAUUAAAAUGGUGUUCGUGUGUCAUAUGAAAAGAUAUAUUCGCGGGAAUUAAUUGUGGCCACAAAUAAAUAAAAACAUGCAUUUUGUAUCUACAAAAAUCUAUGUAAUCAUACCACAUCUUGCGUUGAAAUUUUGACUAUUGCUAUAAGGAACACUGAUCGUUUAGGUGUUAACUUUAUUUUACGAAAUACUUAACGAAAUUUUCAUUGAUUUUGAGCGUUAUAGAGACUUUAAGAGUAUAUUCCAAUAAUUAAUAAUAAAAUAAUUUUUAAACAAAUAAUUAUGAAUGAUUGUGAAGGAUUGUUUAUAUAUAUUUAUCAAAAAUAUUUUAACAAAGAAUUAAUAAGAAACUUCAUUAGAAGUGUAAUGCAUACACAAAUAUCUGGUUGUAAAAAAGUAUAAAUAAACUUUUAAUAAAAUUUAUAACAAAACUAACAAAUGCAAUAAUAAUAAAUGGUAUAUAAAAAUGGGACAAUAAUUAAAACAAUCACUAAAGUUGUAAUUAAAUAUAUUUUUCAAUUACUUUAAAAACAAGAUAGCAAAUUAAAUUCCUUCAAAUAAAUGGUAAUAUGAAAAUGCAACCUACCAUACGCUAAUUAUGCAUCAAGAAAUGUUAUUUAUAUUGAGCACAAACAAAAAGGGCAACAAUGCAUCUAAUAUUCAUACUGGUCAGUUUUCAUUUUCUGACACCAGCAAAAAAUGACAUGAAAUCGGUUUCAAUACUUAAGAAAUAUGCAGUUUCCAUUUGGCUAUUGUAUAAGCUUUACUGUCAAGACUGUGUAACAAUGCUUUGAUAUUAAACCUUUAAAAAAUA
Molecule: messenger RNA, 1770 nt
Organism: Dreissena polymorpha
Lineage: Eukaryota; Metazoa; Mollusca; Bivalvia; Myida; Dreissenidae
Exons: 5
Coding region: 182-652 (156 amino acids)
Molecular function (GO): calcium ion binding
Source: RefSeq, a predicted model, not a curated record